Messenger RNA from Hirundo rustica (Barn swallow), 5802 nucleotides. It is a transcript of the gene NOD1, whose product is annotated as nucleotide binding oligomerization domain containing 1. Gene Ontology annotation, biological process: regulation of apoptotic process. The transcript has 12 exons. Bases 170 to 3025 code for a protein of 951 amino acids. Gene Ontology annotation, molecular function: protein binding. NCBI's taxonomy places the organism in Eukaryota, Metazoa, Chordata, Aves, Passeriformes, Hirundinidae. The record is from RefSeq and is a predicted model, not a curated record.
AGCGCCCGUGGGCUCCUCCCUUGGCCGGCGUGCCUUGGCCGCCGCGGCUCAGUGAUACGAAGGACAGAUUUCUUGUUUGUCUGAAGUUAAAUCCAAGCUGACCUGUCACUACAAAUGGACAGUUUUUCAAAGAUGUGGCUUGGUGGAGCAGCUUCUUGGUAUCUCAACUAUGGAAGGCCAACUUUGUGCUAAUGUGGACGUUUCUGCGCAAAAACCUCCAGGAGCACGCCCUCAGUCCUUCAUUGCUUUGCUGAAGGUUCACCGGGAGCUUCUGGUCGGUAGGAUCCGAAACACGCAGUGUUUGAUUGAUAACUUGAUUAAGAACGACUACUUCUCCACUGAAGAUGCAGAGAUCGUUGUCCAGUUUCCUACUCAAGCAGAUAAGGUUCGCAAAAUUCUAGAUUUGGUUCAAAGCAAGGGAGAAGAAGUUUCAGAAUAUUUCAUCUAUGUCCUGCAGAAAGUCACUGAUGCUUACUAUGAGCUUCAGCCUUGGCUGGAUGAAAUAGGCUAUGAGCCUUCAGAGAAUAUUUGUAGUAAACCUGUGGUAAACACAGAUCCAGUUAGCAGGUAUUGCCAGAAACUCAGACAUGAACUGGGACGGGACUCCAAGUUUGUUAUGUUGUACGCUCAGAAGGAGGAGAUGCUGCUUGAAGAAACCUACUCCAACAGUAUUAUGGAGCUGGUCAGUUUUACCAACGAGAGUCUUGGCCAGGUGGGUCAACUAGAAGCCCUUUUUGAUGAUGCAGUUGGGCUAAUUAAUGAAGAUGGAGAGACUGUUUAUGUCUACGGUGAUGCAGGAAUUGGAAAAUCCAUCUUGCUGCAAAAGAUACAAAGCCUUUGGGCCCGAAAAGAAUUAGACGUAGGGGCCAAGUUUUUCUUCCGUUUUCGGUGUAGGAUGUUUAGUUGUUUCAAGGAAGAUGAAGCCAUAUGUUUGAAAGACCUGCUCUUCAAAUAUAAUUGCUACCCAGACCAGGACCCUACAGAAGUGUUCCAUCACAUCUUGCAGUUCCCUCAUACAGUUCUUUUCACUUUUGAUGGCUUUGAUGAGAUCUAUUCUGACUUUGAUCUCAGCAGCGUACCUGAGAUAUGCUCACCCGAUGAACCCAUCCACCCCCUGGCACUGCUCGUAAGCCUUCUCAGAGGAAAGCUUCUUAAGGGAUCCAAGAAAAUUCUCACUGCCAGGACAGGAACUGAGAUCCAAAAAAACAUCAUUAGGAAGAAAGUGUUGCUCCGCGGUUUCUCCAGGAAUAACCUGAAGGAAUACACAGCUAUGUUUUUCAAAGAUGAGCGGCGACGAGCACUGGUAUCAAACCAGUUGGAAGCUAAUCCAAAUCUCUGCAGUUUGUGUUCAGUGCCUUUAUUUUGCUGGAUUAUCUUUAAAUGCUUUGAACACUUCCACUCCAUGUUUGACAGCCACGAGCUUCCAGACAGUUCUGUUACAUUAACAGACGUAUUUUUGCUCAUGAUUGAAGUCCACCUGAACCGAUCCGUAAAAACAAGUUUGCUGAAGAGCAAUAUCAGGAGCCAAGCAGAGAUGUUCAAAUCAAGAAAGGAAAGUCUUCUAGCUUUGGGUAAAAUGGCUUACAAAGGGAUGGAGAGCUCUUCCUUUAUCUUUGAGCAGGAGGAAGUCUCAUCAGCAAGCAUCUCUGAAGAAGAUUUGCAAUUGGGCUUUCUCAGGACAGUUAAAGGUUACACUGGCUGUGACAGCCAGGCCACUUAUGAGUUCUUGCACUUAACCCUUCAGUCUUUUUUCACAGCUUUGUUCUUGGUUAUGGAGGAGAAGGUGGGUACCAAGGAGUUACUUGAGUUUUUCAAUGAAUGUUCUUCCAUGGAGACUGCCCAGCCUACUUGCCUUCGUAUCCCCUGGCUGAAGAAACAACUAGCAGGGGAGGAUCCUUUCCAAAAUAAAGAGCACUUUAAUUUUACCAACAUGUUUCUUUGUGGCCUACUUUCUGGAUCCAGGCAGAAGCUCUUCAGGCAUUUAGUUUCGCCUGUGGUCAUUAAGAGGAAGAGAAAAACACUCAUCAGAUACCUUGGGAAGAGCAUGAAAUCCCACCUGAAAGGCUUCACUCGGUCCAGGCUUACAAGCUACAAUCAGGUGCAGGUGCAGCCCAACUUUGUGUGGAUGCUGAGGUGCCUGUACGAGACGCAGAGUGAGAAGGUGGGGAGGAUGGCAGCCCGCCGCAUGCACGCCAACUACAUCAAGCUGUCCUACUGCAACGCCUGCUCUGCCGACUGCAGCGCCAUCUCCUUUGUUGUGCACCACUUCCAGAAGCGCCUGGCUCUGGAUUUGGACAACAACAACAUCAAUGACUAUGGAAUAAAGCAGCUGCAACCUUGUUUCAGCAAGCUUGCAGUGAUCAGGCUCAGUGUAAAUCAGGUCACAGAUCAUGGCGUAAGGAUCUUGUAUGAAGAACUCUCCAAGUACCAAAUUGUGUCUUUCUUGGGCUUAUACAACAACCAAAUCACUGAUGUUGGAGCCAAAUAUGUUGCAAAACUAAUUGAAGAGUGUUCAAGCCUGGAAUAUGUUAAAAUAGGAUCAAACAAAAUAACGAGCGAAGGAGGGAAGUGCCUUGCCCAGGCCAUCCAGAAGAGCAAGACAAUGUUUGAAAUUGGGAUGUGGGGUAAUCAAGUUGGAGAUGAAGGAGCAAAGGCAUUUGCAGAGGCUCUGAGGAACCACCCCAGGUUAACAAACGUGAGUCUCGCAUUCAAUGGCAUCACGACAGAGGGAGGCAAAAGUAUUGCUGAAGCCAUGCAACACAACAACUCCGUGAGGAUUUUCUGGUUGACUAAAAAUGAGCUGGAUGAUGAGGCAGCAAUGAGUUUUGCAGAGAUGCUGAAGGUCAACAAGAAACUGGUGCAUUUAUGGCUUAUCCAGAAUCAAAUUACAGCCAAAGGGGUGAAGUGCCUCAGUGAAGCUCUCAAGGAGAACACGACUAUUCAAGAAAUCUGCUUGAACGGGAACCUGAUAAGCCAAGAAGAGGCCAAAGCUUUUGAACAUGAAGAGCGGAUCAUUUGCUUUUGAACAUGAAGAGCAGAUCAUUUGCUUUUGAAUGAGGACUUUCCCAUUUUGCCAAGUUGGUGUUAACAAAGGUUACUCCUACACUUGGACUGCAGAGUUUAUAAAGGCAUAAAUCUACAGUGCUCGUGGCAGGAGAGAGAUACACAAUAAGCUGCCUUUUUAUGAACACACUGCACUCCCUCAGCUCCAUCCCUUACCCUGCCUGUUAUUCUUAAUCCUUUUGGUGAGUGGGAAGUUGCCUGGGUAAAUAAUUAAUGUUUGUUUGGUGCUUUGAAGAUGGAAUGCAAAGUGUUAACAGACUAAAUCCACUGGCAGGUGUAUGCAUUUUGAUAACUGAGUUUAGAUUUAUUCUGUACAGUGAUGUAAAUAAUCCCUUAACUUAUUCAUAUACGUAAAUAAAGACACGUAAGUAUAAAUCUGUGAGAAAGGGUGCAAGAUGCACAAAUUCCACCAGCUCUGAGUAUUACCUGCCUCAGAACUGAAAGUGAAUAUAUACACAGCUUUGCCAGAAACGGGAUCUAUAGUAGUUGCUUGGUGUGUUUUGAACAUAAAUUCCUUCUUACUGCCUAGAAAUUAGGUCCCUGUUUCUCCACUGACUACAGGCAGCAUCAUAGACACUGCUUUUUAGUUGUUGGGUUUUUUUGAAUGGGUAGAAAUGGAUGCAUCAGGCUCAGAUUACUUUCAGUAAUCUUUUUUUCCCAUAUCAAAGCCAAUCCAUUUUCUUUCAUGCAACAAGAAGUCCUUUUUGCCAUCACUGUAAAAUCAUAACACGGUCAGUAAACCACUUCUGCUUCAAAUUUCCAGAGGGCUGCAUAGAAACGGCUGCCUCCUGUUUCCACAGUGUUUGUUCUGGGGAGGGGGCCUGGAGAGAAAUGUGAACAAUUAAUUAGCAGGCUGUUCAUUGCCUUGGCUCCUGGCCAUUGGUGGCACUACACCAAUAUCACGUUGCCCAGCAUCAGUGGGGAGAAAGAGCGAUUGAAAAUCAACUGCGUCGAGUAGAAAUCCCUUCUCCCAGCAACAGGCAAGCACACAGGAGGAUCGAGAUUGGCUUGGAAAGCUUUUAGUCUAUGCUUGAAUCAGUGGACAGGGCAAGGCAAGGGGCAGUAGUAAUAAUAAGGACCAGCAAGAAAACAUUUUCCUCCCCCAGAUUACUGUUUAGGGUGUAUAACUUUAGAGGCUUUAAAAGAAACCAGUUAGCAAAGGAGUGGGGGAUUUGAUUAUUUUUUGUGGGAGCUUUAUAACCUCGAACUCUACCCCACAGUGUAGGGGGUAGAGUUUGAGUUUAUAAACCUAAAAUGGAAAAGCGUGAGCCAUUUUAUUUCCUUCUCCCAUGUUACCACCCCCCUCCCCCCAAACUCUGAGAAACAAUUCUCCAGUUGCUGACUAACCCACACAACCUUGGUAGAUUGGAAGAAGAAUCUUCAGUUAAAAUGCCAAACUAAUGAACCCUCUCCUCCCCAUCUCUCAAAUCUGCCCCAUGAAGCAAAGAAAAUGUUUGCUUUGCAGGUCAGAGCUUCUCUGUUUCCUAUGUGGUAGCAAACCUUUCCCAGCCCUCAAUUCUGUCUACUCCCUUCAGCUCCCUAACACAUUUUAAAAUACUUACUGGGCUUCUCACAAAACCUGCAGUUAUAAAGGAAAAAAAAAGGAAGAAAAGCAACUUAGUUAUUCUUCAGUGGCUUUCCCUCUGUGCCUGUGGUAUCAACACUGAUUUUUCGGAGGCAGACAGAUGAGGUUUUUCAACCAUGCCAGAGGGAACUCAGCUAACGUGAAUGAUUUCUGCACCUGAGCCAUUUGUUUACUGAAGCAAAAGGGCACACAGUUACAGAUGAGCUGGAUUUCAAUUGCCAAAACAUCUGCCAAAGCAAAGCCUUUAAAGACUUCUCAGUGACUUUAACAAAUCAGAGACUCAUGCACCUUGUCAAAGUGUGUUUUGCCAGCCUACUCUGAUGGAGGGGAGAAGAUACUGGAGUAAGGAAGGACCUUCACCAGGGGCAUAAUUUGCCUGUGUUUGAGGAACUGUGCUCCUACUUUGCUCUAAUCACAGAAAUAUUUGUUCAUUUACCAGGUAGAAAACAUGUUUAAAAACACAGUUCCUGUCCUCAUUUCACUAAUUGACCAAAAUAGCUCCCCCCAAGCUUUCCCAGUGCAGUCACAUCUGCCCCUUUUUUGGGCUAGAGCAGCCUUUGGCAUUGCUUGUAGUGACAAGCUCAGCGCUGUUGCAAAUCUUGUUCCAUACCUGGCUGUUACAAGCUGGGCAUCCAGGGGGUGUUUUCAGGGACAGCACCACUUACAGGGUAGCAGCAUCUAAAUGCAGCCUCAGGGUAAAUGGUAGCAGGAUCAAGCCCAGCUCCAUGUAGGACAGGAUUUGACACUGAACAAGAUUACAGUGCCAGAGACAGAGCAAAUCACAGACAUUCCUUCCAGAGGUGAUUUUGGGCAGCGAACGCUUGUUUGGGCUGGGCUGAAGGUCUGAGCACAGCUCACUCUGGGUUUGACAAAACCAAGGGGUUUCAUAGCAUCCUGCUCCCAGCUCACCCAGAGCAGGGGGUCUGCUCCCACAGCUCUGGGAGUCAUGCUGGGCAAACUGCUUUGGAAGCAGGCAGACAUCCCUUGUUUAUCUGCACAGCAUUUCUGGCUGAAGCUCUUCCCAGUCUUACCAGCCUCUUUGUAAGGCGCAUUGGAGCAACGCUUCUGCAGCUUGCAAUGAGAGCCUUGUUUACUCAGAAACAACUAUAACUUUUUAAAGACUUGUUAGUAAUUUGCUGAAGACUUCUCUGUAC